This is a messenger RNA of Molossus molossus (Pallas's mastiff bat), 2241 nucleotides long. RefSeq names its product zyxin (gene ZYX). The record is from RefSeq and is a predicted model, not a curated record. NCBI's taxonomy places the organism in Eukaryota, Metazoa, Chordata, Mammalia, Chiroptera, Molossidae. Gene Ontology annotation, biological process: transforming growth factor beta receptor signaling pathway; integrin-mediated signaling pathway. The transcript has 9 exons. Bases 62 to 1792 code for a protein of 576 amino acids.
UCCUCCAGCCUGCUCGGCUCCGCGUAACCCGGACACCACCCCCCAGCAGCUCGGCCUGGCCAUGGCGGCCCCCCGCCCGUCUCCCGCGAUCUCCGUCUCGGUCUCGGUCUCGGCUCCGGCUUUUUAUGCCCCGCAGAAGAAGUUCGCCCCGGUGGUGGCCCCCAAGCCCAAAGUGAAUCCCUUCCGGCCCGGGGACAGCGAGCCUCUCCCGGCCGCCGGGGCCCAGCGUGCACAGAUGGGCCGGGUGGGCGAGAUCCCCCCGCCGCCCCCGGAAGACCUUCCCUUACCGCCUCCUCCCCUCCUUGGGGAUGGCGAGGACGCGGAGGGCACCCUGGGAGGUGCCUUCCCACCUCCCCCUCCCCCGAUCGAGGAAUCCUUUCCCCCUGGACCUCUGGAGGAGGAGACCUUCCCUUGCCCACCGCCUCCACUGGAGGAGGAAGGAGGGCCCGAGGCCCCUAUCCCGCUCCCACCACAGCCCAGGGAGAAGGUGAGCAGUAUUGACCUGGAGAUAGACUCUUUGUCCUCACUGCUGGAUGACAUGACCAGGAAUGACCCCUUCAAAGCCCGGGUGUCAUCUGGAUAUGUACCCCCGCCGGUGACCACUCCAUUCAUUUCCAAGACCAGUACUAAGCCUGCAGCUGGGGGCACUGCACCCCUGCCUCCUUGGAAGGCCUCUUCUAGCUCCCAGCCUGUGCCCCAGGCUCAGGCUCAGCCUCCAAGCCAGGCACAGUUUCAUGUGCAGCCUCAGGCCCAGCCCCAGCCCCAGCCCCAGGCCAAGCCUCAGGUCCAGUUCCACGUUCAGCCCCAGCCUCAGCCUGUGCCUUUGGCUAACAGUCAGCCUCGAGGCCCCCCAGCCCCACCUCCAGCCCCUAAGUUUUCUCCAGUGACUCCCAAGUUUACUCCUGUGGCUUCCAAGUUCAGCCCUGGAGCCCCAGGUGGACCCGGGUCACAGCCCAAUCAAAAGUUGGGGCCCCCUCAAGCUCCCUCUUCUACUGGCACAGGCUCCCCUCAGCCCCCCAGCUUCACCUAUGCUCAGCAGAGGGAGAAGCCCCGAGUGCAGGAGAAGCAGCACCCAGUGCCCCCGCCGGCUCCAAACCAAAACCAGGUGCGCACCUCUGGACCUCUGACCCUGAAGGAGGUGGAGGAGCUGGAGCAGCUCACCCAGCAGCUCAUGCAGGACAUGGAGCACCCUCAGAGGCAGACCGUGGCUGUCAGUGAGUCCUGUGGCCGGUGUCAGCAGCCCCUGGCACGCACGCAGCCCGCAGUCCGCGCCCUGGGACAGCUGUUCCACAUCACCUGCUUCACCUGCCACCAGUGUGAGCAGCAGCUGCAGGGACAGCAGUUCUACAGCCUGGAGGGGGCGCCCUACUGUGAGGGCUGCUACACUGACACCCUGGAGAAGUGCAACACCUGUGGGCAGCCCAUCACCGAUCGCAUGCUGAGGGCCACGGGCAAAGCCUACCACCCUCAGUGCUUCACCUGUGUGGUCUGCGCCUGCCCGCUGGAGGGCACCUCCUUCAUCGUGGACCAGGCCAACCGGCCCCACUGCGUCCCUGACUACCACAAGCAGUACGCGCCCAGGUGCUGUGUGUGCGCAGAGCCCAUCAUGCCUGAGCCCGGCCGGGAGGAGACCGUGCGGGUGGUCGCUCUGGACAAGAACUUCCACAUGAAGUGCUACAGGUGUGAGGACUGUGGGAAGGCGCUGUCCAUCGAGGCCGAUGACAAUGGCUGCUUCCCCCUGGAUGGCCACGUGCUCUGCCGGAAGUGCCACACUGCCAGGGCCCAGACCUGAGUGAGGCCCCCUCUCCACUGGGAACUCAUUCCCCAUCAGCGGACCACCCACACUGAGACCUCCCUGCUCUUCCACUGGCACCGCCCCCUGGAUUACUUUUGAUGUCUAGCCCCUCCCUCCAUUCCAAACCCCACCCAGCUUCCCAAGGGCCCUGAUCCAGGGUCCCCAGGAGGCCCAGGCUGCACAGUCCCAGCCCCGGGUUUCUAGUCCUCCCACCCUGCAGGGCCUCCCACCGCCGCCAGGUGCCCCGCCGAGGGUCCCAGGUGGGGCGCGCUUGAACUGCUGCACCCAUGCCCUCAGCUGGCCCCCCGCCGGCCCCCAGUAGCCUCCACUCUGCGUGCUGAGGGCCAGCAGCCGCCUGAGCCCGUGGCGGCUGGGCUGGGCUGGGCUCACUGGCCCGGACAUUCCCGCCGCCCCCACGCUGCCAGGUUGUGGCUACAGCUACAAAU